Eupeodes corollae is the source of this 961-nucleotide messenger RNA. RefSeq lists its product as uncharacterized. The record is from RefSeq and is a predicted model, not a curated record. Bases 135 to 902 code for a protein of 255 amino acids. The transcript has 2 exons. Lineage: Eukaryota; Metazoa; Arthropoda; Insecta; Diptera; Syrphidae.
CUCUACUUAAUUUUCAUUAGUAUGUUAUGAAACAAUUUUACAGAACAAUCAAAAGAUCUUUCAUACGAAUACUGAAAACAUUUUAGUUUUUUUAUCACAAUAAUAAUGUAAAUUUUUGUUUGAAAUUUUUUAAUAUGCCUAAAUCACAACUUCAUACUGAUCCAGCUAAUCCAAAAGUACAUCCAAAUGAUGGAAAUGAAAAACCAAGAUCACGAUGGGACAUUUGGGUAGCUAAAAAUGCUCUUCCGAAAAAUCGUUAUUUUCCCCAGCCGAAACCGAAACCCACACGUUUUCAAAAACCAGGUCCGAUGUCGAGUGAAGCUAAGAAAAAAUUUCUGAAAUGGGCAAAGAAGCGAACUCUUCCCAAAUGUGAUUGUCCAAAACAAACAACCAAAUCAAUCAAAUCAAAAGCAACGAGAAAAAAAAGUUUUAAGCCACGUAAAAUAAGGAGAAAAGUGAUAUUCAAAAUGUGUCGAACCCAGAAUUUGAGUGUGCCGAAAUGGCCACGUGAAAAAUAUAUCCCUCCUCCUCCACCAAAUUAUCCAUACUCGCCAAAGAUACAUUACAGAAAGCCACCACAUCGUGAUAAAGGACGACCUUUUCAAAAUGUUAAACUACCACAUUGGUGGUAUCACGAAGAGUUGGAACUUGAUUUCUGGCGAUGGAUGAGAUUCCCUAUUUGUCGUAGUGCUUUAAAAUAUAAAAUUAAUUUGAAUACAAGAAGAAUGGCAAUUUCAAAAGCCUACCCUAUCAAACCACAUUGUCCUUAUCCACCAAGGGAUUAUUCCCCACCCGACCGGGUUAGAAUGAAACCGAAGCAGUGGCGAGAUCAUUUGAAGCGAUUGCAUUAUUUGGCUGAUGCUAGUUUUAAGGAAACACGUCAAUUUAGAGUAAAAUUAUAAGAAAUUUGUUAAUAGUUUUGAUAAUAAAAUUAAUGAAGUACAACAACUGUUACCAAAUA